AUGACGAAAAAAUCGUUUUUCGUCACCAGCCGAGCAACACACGUUCAAGGCUCAUGCCCCCUGGCAGGGACGCCGUUUGCAAGAGAAACCGCCACGAGCCGCCGCCCGCGUGCUGCUCGUCCCGCAGACAUGACUGCGGCGCCGCUCGACCUGAUCUCCCACAGCUACACGUUCGACAUCACCGACGGCAGAGUCAUCCAGGGCGUCCUCAUCGCCAUCGACGACCAGUCGAACCUGCUCGUCACCAACGCGGUCGAGACCUGCGGCAGCCACCACAGAGAGCUUGGCCUAGUGUCCAUCCGCAGAAACACCAUCGCCAGAGUGCUGACGACCGAACGGGAGUACAGCUCCAUUUUUGCUAGAAACAGCGUCGUCUGA
Pichia membranifaciens NRRL Y-2026 is the source of this 378-nucleotide messenger RNA. RefSeq lists its product as hypothetical. Lineage: Eukaryota; Fungi; Ascomycota; Pichiomycetes; Pichiales; Pichiaceae. The record is from RefSeq and is a predicted model, not a curated record. The transcript has a single exon. Bases 1 to 378 code for a protein of 125 amino acids.